Lycium ferocissimum is the source of this 1163-nucleotide messenger RNA. Its product is annotated as xyloglucan endotransglucosylase protein 1-like. The record is from RefSeq and is a predicted model, not a curated record. Gene Ontology annotation, molecular function: hydrolase activity, hydrolyzing O-glycosyl compounds; xyloglucan:xyloglucosyl transferase activity. Gene Ontology annotation, cellular component: apoplast; cell wall. The transcript is spliced from 3 exons. Lineage: Eukaryota; Viridiplantae; Streptophyta; Magnoliopsida; Solanales; Solanaceae. Gene Ontology annotation, biological process: xyloglucan metabolic process; cell wall biogenesis. The coding region runs from base 58 to 918 and encodes 286 amino acids.
CAAUAACAUCAUCAUUCACACUCUUUCUUCUUCCCUAGAAAUAUUUCAUCUUUGAAAAUGGCUUCUAAUAUUUCGUCAGCAUUGCUUCUUCUUUCAAUACUAAUGAGUAUCCAAUUACUAGUCUCAGCUGGUAAUUUUUAUAGAGAUGCAGAGAUUACUUGGGGCGAAGGACGCGGUAAAAUACAAGAAGGUGGUCGAGGCCUCGCCCUUACUCUUGAUAAACUUUCUGGCUCCGGUUUCCAAUCCAAGAAUGAAUAUCUUUUUGGAAGAUUUGAUAUGCAACUUAAGCUUGUCCCUGGAAAUUCUGCUGGCACUGUUACAACUUUCUUUUUAUCUUCACAAGGAGAAGGACAUGAUGAGAUUGAUUUUGAGUUCUUAGGAAAUGUGUCUGGCCAGCCUUACACAGUGCAUACCAAUGUAUAUACACAAGGAAAAGGAAACAAAGAACAACAAUUCCACCUUUGGUUCGAUCCAACUUCCGCAUUUCACACUUACUCCAUUGUCUGGAACCCUCACCGCAUAGUGUUCCUAGUAGAUAAAAGUCCCAUAAGAGUAUACAACAACCAUGAAAACAUUGGAAUUCCAUUCCCAAAGAGCCAAGCAAUGAGGGUAUACUGCAGUUUGUGGAAUGCAGAUGAGUGGGCAACACAAGGAGGCAGAGUGAAGACUGAUUGGACACUUUCUCCUUUCACUGCUUAUUACAGAAACAUCAAUAUUGAUGGAUGUGCAAUGUCAUCAGGCACCUCUUCAUGUAAGUCCACAAAUAAUGUUAAGCCAUGGCAAACACAUGAACUUGAUGGUAAGGGAAGGAAUAGGCUCAGAUGGGUGCAAAGCAGACACAUGGUUUACAAUUACUGUGCUGAUUCUAAGAGGUUUCCUCAAGGUUUUUCUGCUGAAUGCAAGAGCUCAAGAUUUUAAGAAAUGAGAGUAUGAAAUUCUUUAUUCUUUGUACCAAUAAGAGUUUUGUUGGUUACUUAUUUUGUUGCGGUGUAAUUGGGUAUUAAUCAAGUCUAUCUCUGGCAUGGAACUACAUGAUUGCUAUAAUUUUAUGUCAUGAAGUAUGGCUUUUGAUGUUCUUAGUUGAUGAAGUGUAGGAGUAAUUUCUGUCUAACUGCAAAAUUUCUACAUUUAGAGUUCUUAAAUUCAUGCAAGUAUGAACUGAA